AUGGAAACCAUUUCAUGUUUUCGUCUGUCUGUCAUCCUCUCCAUAGCACUUUUCAUUUUUGCACGUCCAUGGUAUACUCCAAGCAAACCGGGACUACUCGGCUGCACCAAGUCCACCCCUUGGUGCACCUCCAAGAACCGAAGGACCCAGUUAGGCUCAGUCCUAGAGACCCAAGUUUCACAGCCCAAGAACCUCCCAACAGACACCCCUUUACACCCUCUAGAUCCACUAACCAUACCAGAAAUCAAGAAAGUUCGAGCCAUCCUCUCCGCCUAUGCACCCUUCUCAUGGACCUUCCCAACAAUCCAUUCUCUCUCUCUGGAUGAACCCGAUAAAUCCCGGGUCUUGGAAUGGAUAAAAGGUGAUCCUCUUCCCCCUAGAAGAGCGUCUGUGAUCGCACUAUUGAAUGGCCAAACUCAUGUUCUCACCGUGGACUUGGAUUUGGGCCUGGUCAUUAGCCAUGACAACAAUCCCGGAUCGGGCUAUCCGACCUUAUCCAUGGAUGACAUUUCGGUUGCUUUACAGGUGACAUUGUCCAAUGAAGAGGUCAAUAAAUCAAUCAUGGCACGAGGAGUUGCGUAUUCGGAUUUAUCUUGCAUCACACCUUCGGCUGGGUGGUAUGGGCCUAAUGAGGAAGGAAAAAGGAUCAUAAAGGUCCAAUGUUACUCUAGCCAAGGCACACCAAAUUUCUACAUGAGGCCCAUUGAGGGGCUCACCGUGACCGUGGACAUCGAUAAGCGAGAGGUGGUGAAAAUAUCCAAUACGGACCGAGGAAUACCAGUUCCAAAAGCUACCAACACGGAUUAUCAGUACAUGGCACAAGACAAGCCUAUGGAAAUGGAGCCACUCAAUCCAAUUUCAAUAGAGCAGCCCAACGGUCAGAGCUUUCGAGUAGAAGAUGGGCAUAUGGUGAAAUGGGCCAACUGGGUGUUCCACAUCAAGCCCGAUCAACGAGCCGGAAUGAUAAUUUCCCGGGCCAUGGUACGGGACUCGGUGACAGGAGAGCUAAGGAGUGUGAUGUACAAAGGUUUUGCUUCCGAAUUAUUUGUGCCAUAUAUGGACAUAGAUGAAUCUUGGUACUUCAAAACAUACAUGGAUGCAGGUGAGUUUGGGCUAGGUGUGACAGCCAUGCCACUUGUGCACCUCAAUGAUUGUCCUAGGUACUCAUAUUAUAUGGAUGGGCUUUUUGUUGCUGCUGAUGGGAAGCCUUUUGUUCAGUCCAACAUGAUUUGCAUUUUCGAGCGCUAUGCUGGGGAUAUUGGCUGGAGGCACUCCGAACUCCCUGUAAAUAGUUUCGAGAUAAGAGAAUCGAGGCCGAAGGUUACGCUCGUGGCUCGAAUGGCAGCAUCAGUUGGAAACUAUGACUACAUAUUCGACUGGGAAUUUCAAACUGAUGGUUUGAUCUCUGUCAAGGUAGGGCUGUCUGGAAUGCUAAUGGUGAAAGGAACACCAUACGAAAAUGUGUAUCAAGUUCCUAUCAGCAAGGAGAUAUCAGGUUCUCUUGUAUCGGAAAAUGUCAUCGGUGUAGUUCACGAUCACUUCAUUACCUUCCACAUCGACAUGGACAUCGAUGGCCCCAACAAUUCGUUUGUCGAGGUGAAUCUUGUGAAGGAAGAGACUUUGCCGGGCGAGUCACCUAGGAAAAGCUACUUGAAGGCAAAGAGGCAUGUGGCUAUGAUGGAGGAGGAUGCGCGAAUUAAGCUCAAGCUCUAUGAUCCAUCGGAAUUUCAUUUGGUUAACCCUUCGCGGAGGUCUAGGUUGGGUAAUCCGGCAGGGUACAAAGUUGUUCCUAGUGGCACUGCUGCUAGUCUGCUUGAUCUAAAUGACCCUCCACAAAUCAGAAGUGCUUUCACAAACAAUCAGAUAUGGGUGACUCCAUAUAACCGGACCGAACAGUGGGCUGGAGGCCUUUUGGUAUAUCAAAGCAAGGGAGAAGAUACACUAGCUGUAUGGUCUGAAAGGAAUCGUCCAAUUGAGAACACAGAUAUAGUAUUGUGGUACACACUGGGAUUUCAUCACAUACCUUGCCAGGAGGACUUUCCCGUGAUGCCAACUGUUUCGUCAAGCUUUGCUCUGAAGCCCGUUAAUUUUUUCGAAAGCAAUCCAAUCCUUCGUUCCAAGCCCAACUUCAAAAAGGACCUACCCGUUUGUAGGCCUGCUAGUUCAUCUUGA
Ilex paraguariensis (yerba mate) is the source of this 2172-nucleotide messenger RNA. NCBI's taxonomy places the organism in Eukaryota, Viridiplantae, Streptophyta, Magnoliopsida, Aquifoliales, Aquifoliaceae. The record is from the annotation of a GenBank genome assembly.